UGAAGCAAAUAAGAAAAGAGAAGAUCAUUCAGAGAUGGCAUCAAACUCCACCUCAGUUUCUCUCCUUACUCCUUACAAAAUGGGGAGUUUUGAGCUCUCUCAUAGAGUAGUGAUGCCACCAAUGACAAGGAAAAGAUCAUACAAUAAUACUCCACAGUCACAUGCUAUUGAAUAUUAUGCUCAAAGAACCACUAAGGGGGGCUUUCUCAUUUCUGAAUCAACUAGUGCUUCGGACAUCUCCAAUGGGUCCCCAAAUAUGCCUGGAAUUUGGACUGAAGAUCAAGCAGAGGCAUGGAAGCCUAUUGUUGACUCUGUUCAUGGCAAAGGUGGUGUCUUUUUUUGUCAGCUUUGGCAUCCAGGGCGACUAUCUGAUUCAAGUCUCAACAAUUUCCUUAUAGCUUGGAAUGCAGCUAACAAGAAAAAAAAGUUCAUUGAGACUGAGAUGGCAGCAAAGUCCAGCCCAGUUCCUCUCCUUACUCCUUACAAAAUGGGAAGUUUUGAGCUCUCUCAUAGAGUAGUGAUGCCACCAAUGACAAGGAACAGAUCAUACAAUAAUACUCCACAGCCACAUGCUAUUGAAUAUUAUGCUCAAAGAGCUACUAAGGGAGGCUUUAUCAUUUCUGAAUCAACUAGUGCCUCUGACAUUUCCAAUGGGUCUCCAAAUAUGCCUGGAAUUUGGACUAAAGAUCAAACAGAGGCAUGGAAGCCCAUUGUUGACUCUGUUCAUGGCAAAGGCGGUGUCUUUUUUUGUCAGCUUUGGCAUCCAGGGCGACUAUCCGAUUCAACUCUCAACAAUUUCAUAAUGUUUUGGAAAGCAGUACCUGACGAUGGUGAGUACUUCAAACCAACACCAAAGCAACUAAAAGCUAAUGAACUCCCUCUCAUUGUCAACAAUUUUAGAAUUGCAGCCCGCAAUGCCAUUGAAGCUGGAUUUGAUGGAGUCGAGAUCAACUCUGCAAACAGCUACAUAAUCGAUCAGUUCUUGAAUGAUCAAGUCAACGACAGAACCGAUGAAUAUGGUGGAAGCAUUGAGAACCGUUGUAGACUUGCUCUAGAAAUUAUAGGAGCAGUUGUGGAAGAAAUUGGAGCAGACAGAGUUGGCAUAAAACUCUCUCUAUUUUCUGAAGUGUAUGGAAAAAAAGACUCGAACCCAGAAUUUCUAUCGACUUAUUUGGCUAGCGAACUCACUAAGCUUGGAGUUUUAUAUCUACAUGUGUUUGAGCCAAAGGACGAACCUCGUUGCCUAAAAUCAAUAAGGAGUGCAUUUGAAGGGACACUUAUUGCUUCUGGUGGAUACAAUAAAACUGAUGGAGAUGAAGCAAUUACUGAAAGUUAUGCUGAUUUGGUUUCAUUUGGACGUUUGUUUUUGGCAAAUCCUGAUUUGCCUAAACGUUUUGAAGCGAAUGCACCGUUGAACAAACAUGAUAGGAGCACUUUCUAUAAGACUGAUCCUGUAGUUGGUUACACUGAUUACCCGUCUCUUGAAAUUGCUUGUUAAUUUGGUUAUAAUCUUUGUGAAAAACUAUGUUUUGCUCGGACUCUUAAAAAAUGUCGACAGGGGACUAUUGGAUCCUCUAAAAUUAGUGCAGUCCGAGCAACGUAGAUGAACAAUAAUGUUGUUUGCUUCUAGUUGAUAAAAAGGGGGUAUUGUUUUCGAAAUAAUAAUAGGAAACUUACUUUGUAUUGAUGUAUUCAAGAAGGAAGUUAUGUA
Solanum tuberosum (potato) is the source of this 1711-nucleotide messenger RNA. RefSeq names its product 12-oxophytodienoate reductase-like protein. The coding region runs from base 35 to 1498 and encodes 487 amino acids. The record is from RefSeq and is a predicted model, not a curated record. Gene Ontology annotation, molecular function: FMN binding; oxidoreductase activity. The transcript is spliced from 8 exons. Lineage: Eukaryota; Viridiplantae; Streptophyta; Magnoliopsida; Solanales; Solanaceae.